AUGUCUGGAAGCACGGGAGAACGUUCUUUUGCUGAUAUUAUUACCAGUAUUCGAUACUGGGUUAUUCAUAGCAUUACUAUACCUUCCCUAUUCAUUGCGGGUUGGUUAUUUGUCAGUACGGGUUUAGCUUAUGACGUGUUUGGAAGUCCUCGGCCAAACGAGUAUUUCACGGAAAGCCGACAAGGAAUUCCUUUAAUAACCGACCGUUUUGAUUCUUUAGAACAACUCGAUGAAUUUAGUAGAUCUUUUUAG
Molecule: messenger RNA, 252 nt
Organism: Brachypodium distachyon (stiff brome)
Lineage: Eukaryota; Viridiplantae; Streptophyta; Magnoliopsida; Poales; Poaceae
Source: the annotation of a RefSeq genome assembly